This is a messenger RNA of Dovyalis caffra, 264 nucleotides long. The record is from the annotation of a GenBank genome assembly. Lineage: Eukaryota; Viridiplantae; Streptophyta; Magnoliopsida; Malpighiales; Salicaceae.
AUGGCCAAUCGCAAGGGUCUAUUGGAAAUUUGGAAUUGCUUGACAAUCCAACAAAAUAAAAAGAAAAACAUCAAAAGCGGUGUUUUUGUCAAUGAUCAUGCAAAUGCAGAACUUUCCCUGAGACCCAGUUGCGCAGGUUGCGCUGAGGUACUUUUCCUGCAAGGCUUUUUUGCAUUCAGCAAUGCACUUCGAAAGCGUGCAUGGAUUGAGUUGGAUGCUAAAUGCACACUCCACUGGUUCUGGACCCAAAACCAAGAACCCUAG